GCUAUCAAACCAUUAUAUGAAGUGCUGCGGGCCGUGGAUAGCGAGAGGUAUCCCCAGAUGGGCUUUUUGUAUCACAUGAUGGAGAAUGCAAAGGCUCAGAUCAUGGAGGCAGAUGUAGCCCAUGCCCAGGAGUACAUCGACAUCAUUGAGCGGCGGUGGGGAGCCCAAAUGGGUAGGGAAUUGCAUCUAGUAGGUAAGCGAUAAUAUUGAUAAUUAUAUUGAUUGAUAUAUUUGUAUAGUUAUACUAAGAUGGUGUCAUCUAUGUACAGCAUACUAUCUGAAUCCCCGGUUUCAGUACGAGAGUGGAAUUGGUAUGGAUGAUGAACUUCUUCAUGCUCUGCGUAAUGUUAUUUAUAAGAUGGAGCCUGAUCCAGAAGUCGCCGCGUUAUGUAUAGAAGAGACCAAAUUAUUUAGAGAGGGUAGCCACAGCUUUGGACAGCGACCAGCUGUCGUGAGCAAGACAACUAUGAAUCCAGCUGAAUGGUGGAUUCAUUUUGGCGGAUCCGCAAAAAAUCUUAAGCGGAUAGCUAUCCGGAUUCUCUCCCAAACGGUCUCCUCGACUGGCUGUGAGCGCAACUGGUCCACCUUCGGCCUCAUCCACAGCAAACAAAGGAACCGUUUGACACAAAAGCGCCUCAACGACUUAGUUUAUGUGCACUACAAUCUACGGUUGAGGCUAAAAUGCAUUCAAGAGGAAGUGGAGCUCAAGUAUGCAGAUCCCAUCUAUAGGACUUUUACAGAUGAUGAUGAUAAUCCUAUGCUCGACUGGCUUGCGGCCCAGCAGCAGGAGCCCGAGCUUGAUGAGCCGGGAUCGCCUCGACGACCAGCCAGUAUCAUAGCCACCAAGGCUAUGGUCGAUCCACAGCAAUGGGCUGAGCGCAACAUUCCACGCACUCCUACAGCUGAUAUGAGUGGCUAGAGGGGAGCCAGUCACCGCAUGACUGGUCCGAUGCUCCCGUUAUGAUCCUCUCAUGCGAGGACGAGGACGAGGACGCUCUACUACCCAGUCGACUCGAUCAGGAGGGGGU
Phoenix dactylifera (date palm) is the source of this 1028-nucleotide messenger RNA. Lineage: Eukaryota; Viridiplantae; Streptophyta; Magnoliopsida; Arecales; Arecaceae. The record is from RefSeq and is a predicted model, not a curated record.